AUGGGUAAGACGCGUGGUAUGGGAGCCGGGCGCAAGCUGCGCAACCACCGGCGCAACCAGCUGUGGGCGGACAAGCAGUACAAGAAGAGCCACCAGGGCAACGAGUGGAAGAAACCCUUCAUGGGCUCGUCCCACGCCAAGGGCAUUGUCCUUGAGAAGAUUGGUAUUGAGGCGAAGCAGCCCAACUCCGCCAUUCGUAAGUGCGCGCGAGUGCAGCUGAAAGAACGGCAAGAAGAUCGCCGCGUUCGUGCCCAACGACGGUUGCCUCAACUUCAUCGAGGAGAACGACGAGGUGCUCAUCGCCGGAUUCGGUCAGCGUCGUCGACCUCGCUUCCCCCGUCCGUCGAUCUCUUGCAUCCACCAUCCAUCGCCACAGUCCCUCGCCCAUCGCCCUUGCUUCCCCCGCCCAUCGCGCUCGCUUCCCCCGCCCAUCGCGCUCGCUUCACCCGCCCAUCGCGCUCGCGCUCGCUUCCCCCGCCCAUCGCGCUCGCUUUCCCCUCCCGUCGCCCUCGCUUCCCCCUCCCGUCGCCCUCGCUUUCCCCUCCCGUCGACCUACCAACCCCCUCCCUCCCCCUCCCCUCCCAUCGCCCUCCCAUCGCCCUCCCAUCGCCCUCCCAUCCCCUUCCCAUCCCCAUCCCGUCGCCCUCCCAUCCCCCUCCCGUCCCCAUCCCAUCACCCUCCCAUCCCCCUCCCGUCCCCAUCCCAUCCCCCUCCCAUCCCCCUCCCAUCCCCCUCCCAUCCCCCUCCCGUCGCCCUCCCGUCCCCACUUCAUCCCCCUCCCAUCCCCCUCUGAUCCCCCUCCCGUCCCCAUCCCAUUACCCUCCCAUCCCCCUCCCAUCGCCCUCCCAUCCCCCUCCCGUCCCCACUUCAUCCCCCUCCCAUCCCCCUCUGAUCCCCCUCCCGUCCCCAUCCCAUCACCCUCCCAUCCCCCUCCCGUCCCCAUCCCAUUCCCCUCCCAUCCCCCUCCCAUCCCCCUCCCAUCCCCCUCCCAUCCCCCUCCCAUCCCCCUCCCAUCCCCCUCCCGUCCCCAUCUCAUCCCCCUCCCAUCCCCCUCUGAUCCCCCUCCCGUCCCCCUCUGAUCCCCCUCCCAUCCCCCUCCCGUCCCCAUCCCAACACCCUCCCAUCCCCCUCCCAUCGCCCUCCCAUCCCCUCCCAUCCCCCUCCCAUCCCCCUCCCGUCGCCCUCCCAUACCCCUCCCAUCCCCCUCCCAACACCCUCCCAUCCGCCUCCCAUCCCCCUCCCAUCCCCCUCCCAUCCCCCUCCCAUCCACCUCCCAUCCCCCUCCUGUCGCCCUCCCAUCCCCCUCCCGUCCCCACUUCAUCCCACUUCCAUCCCCCUCUGAUCCCCCUCCCGUCCCCAUCCCAUCGCCCUCCCAUCCCCCUCCUGCUCAUUCUCUUCUCCACUGCUCAUUCUCUUCUCCACUGCUCAUUCUCUUCUCCACUGCUCAUUCUCUUCUCCACUGCUCAUUCUCUUCUCCACUGCUCAUUCUCUUCUCCACUGCUCAUUCUCUUCUCCACUGCUCAUUCUCUUCUCCACUGCUCAUUCUCUUCUCCACUGCUCAUUCUCUUCUCCACUGCUCAUUCUCUUCUCCACUGCUCAUUCUCUUCUCCACUGCUCAUUCUCUUCUCCACUGCUCAUUCUCUUCCCCCCUGCUCGCUCUGUUCCCCCUUUCACUCACCCCCAUCUCCAACCACGCAGUGUACAGAGCCUGCCAUGUUGCUGCAGUACGAACAGCAGCUGCUGACGUGGCUGCAACGGUUUUCCGACGAUCUCGCGAGUCGCAUCACCGAGAUCGACGGUCGGAUCGACGGGCUGCUGAGCGACGCGGCUCGGGUGGACUCGAAUCUUCGUGUGGCCGAGGCGAAGCUGCAGUGCGCUCCCGUGAUUCGCGGCGCCGUUCACACCAUAUCAAGCCCAGGGCAGUCGCGUGCAAGGCAGGCGCAAGGCGAGCUUAGCGGAAGGGCGGAGAUGUCUACAGCGGGGAUAUCAGUCGCUCAGAAGAAGCGGAACGAGAAGCAGAAAGACAAGCAAAAGGAGGAGCAGAAAGAGAAGCAGAAGGAGAACCAAAGGGAUAGGCAGAAGGACGAGCAGGGAGGAGAGAGGGGGAGGGGGUUGAGCUUUGAGGAGCGAGUUCAGGUGAAUUAUCAGGUGGCUCUGCAGCUAGGGUUUGAGGCGCUGGAAGGGAUACGAGAGGAGGGGGAGUGGGAGGAACGGACGAGAGGAGGAGGGAGGAGGAAGCAGCUUGGUAGAGGACUGGUUGCUGGUGGUCAAGCAGCGAUGAUUUCUCCCUUCCCUGAUCGGCCCGACUCACUCGCUGCCCUUGCCUCGCUCUACGAUUUCACCACUGCCAUCCCCACCCCCUCCUCUCCACCUGAAGAUUUAUCUGCUGCGCUUUCCAGGCAACAUCUUUCCCCUGAUGAGACACCUGAUGCAUCUGCUUCUGUUGCUGGGCACCUGGCUGGUGGUCAGCUCUCGCUGCCAGGUGCCUGGUCAGGUGGAUUUCCAGGUGGACCAGGCGCUUUCCCAGGUGCUGCUCCGUUCCUGCCUGGGCCGUCCUCCUCUCCUCCUCCCUUCCCAUCCCCUUCACUCUCUCUCAUGGAGCCGUCGGGAUGGGCUGUUGACAACUUCAGGUCCCUCCUGGAGCAAGCACUCAAAGCACCAGGUGCUGACAGCACCUGA
Molecule: messenger RNA, 2679 nt
Organism: Closterium sp. Yama58-4
Lineage: Eukaryota; Viridiplantae; Streptophyta; Zygnematophyceae; Desmidiales; Closteriaceae
Source: the annotation of a GenBank genome assembly